Messenger RNA from Capsella rubella, 1504 nucleotides. RefSeq lists its product as uncharacterized. The transcript is spliced from 6 exons. Bases 67 to 1323 code for a protein of 418 amino acids. The record is from RefSeq and is a predicted model, not a curated record. Lineage: Eukaryota; Viridiplantae; Streptophyta; Magnoliopsida; Brassicales; Brassicaceae.
UAUACUAUACAUAUGCAUUUGUUUCAACGCAGGUUUCGAUGGAUCCGAGGAAACCAAAGGUGAUUAAUGGAGUCCCCUUUGCUGAACAAGAGUGAGCACAAUGUCGACGUUACAACCAGUGCCAGUUCUUCAUCAAAUGAUGAGCACGUCGUCGACAUGACAAACGAUGAAGAAAGUUCUUUACCAACUGAUGACCAAACACCGUUUGAGGCUGUGGGCGUUCCAUCGCGUGAUCCAUUCACAGAAGAAAAUGUUAUGAAUUUGGUUGAGUUUGUACUGACGUUUGUCCAGAUCGUUGCAGCCAUUGUAGGUGUGACUCGGGCUGAUGAUAAACAUAAAGAAGAUUCAUUGUUUAUAUGGAUCAAUGUUUAUACUGGUGCUUGUAUCGUCACUCUCCUUAUUCUAUGCGGCCAACUUUGGAAUUAUAACGUUAGCUUAGACUCAAGGAGUCCAAUGGCCCGUGUAAAGAAGCUGCUUGAACAAUUAUUCGUCUGCUUGUUUGUGGCUUUUUUAUGGAUUUCUUUUGUCAACUCAUCACCUGUUGAUCAUACGUCUCCCCUCUUCUGGCUAUGUGUGGCUUUCAUUGCUUUCAGUUGCAUACGAUACGUUCUUCCCAACUUAAAAUGUACAACCUUCUGUUUAGCUUUUGUUUGUUUAUCGUGGGUGACUGCAUUCCAGGAAGGCGUGAGCCCCAACAUGGUGCUUAUCGGUGGAAUCGUUAUGUGCAUUUUGGGAAUCAUAAGCACCAAAUAUUCAUUAAUGGAGAGCCCUUUGUUGAGCAACGAUGAGCACAUCGUCGACAUGACACCCGAUGAUUAUUCUUCAUUAAUCUAUACGCUAGUAUCAUAUCCGGUUGCAAUUGCUUCGAACUUGAUUGAGCUUAUUAUGACCUUGGUCCAGAUUGUUGCAGCCAUAGCAGUUGUUAAAGGAACCAAAGGUGAAUAUCCAGAAGCAACAUGGAUCCUCGUCUAUACUUAUGGUUGUAUUGCCAGUCUCCCUAUUCUAUGCUGGCGUUUCUGGCAGAUCCUUCAUCCUAUCUCACACCUAAGAAUCAAUCGAGUGAUGUUUGGUUUGAGGACGAUGUUUGGAUGUUUCUUUGCGGGCUGGAUCAUGGUGUUCUUCUGGGUCUUUGUUUGCAGCUCAUCGUCUCUAGAUCAUACUAGUCAACUCUUCUGGUUAUGUGUGGUUUUCCUAGCUUUUGGUUGCAUUCGAUACGUGCUUCCUAAUGUAAUAUGUGCAGCGACGUGUUGCUGUAUGUUUACGACGUUAUGUUUUACAGCCGUUUUAGGCGUGAGGACUGAAGAGGAGGAGUCAUCGACGUGAAGAUCUUACUCGCUGAUCUCGUUGUUGCGCGGGGAUGAUGAAAAGAGUUGGAUCACAUGUUUUCUUGGUCAACAGUUGUUGUAUUACUAUAUCUCUGUAUUUGCAAAUGUCACUACUGAAUUCGUACUUUUUUUUUGUGAACCAAAAGGAGAAAACAAUAAAAAAGAAGAUAAUAAAUAUG